Messenger RNA from Aspergillus niger, 2088 nucleotides. RefSeq lists its product as uncharacterized. The transcript is spliced from 5 exons. Bases 1 to 2088 code for a protein of 695 amino acids. Gene Ontology annotation, molecular function: RNA polymerase II cis-regulatory region sequence-specific DNA binding; DNA-binding transcription factor activity, RNA polymerase II-specific; zinc ion binding. Lineage: Eukaryota; Fungi; Ascomycota; Eurotiomycetes; Eurotiales; Aspergillaceae. Gene Ontology annotation, cellular component: nucleus. Gene Ontology annotation, biological process: DNA-templated transcription; positive regulation of transcription from RNA polymerase II promoter by galactose. The record is from RefSeq and is a predicted model, not a curated record.
AUGGCGGACGCCAUAUCCCCAGCACAGCCUUCAGGCUGGCGGAUUCCCAAGGCAUGCCAAGAGUGCAGGAAGAGGAAGAUCAAAUGCAACGGUGUCAAUCCGUGCAAAACCUGCCAACUGCGCCAUACCCCGUGUAUUUAUCGCGAAGUCAUUCGGCAGCGCAAGAAGAAACACCAAUAUACAGAUGCUCCCGCGAAUGAUGAAUAUCCCUCGAAUGGGGCUACGCGGGCCGAGUACGGCGCACGUCAGCAGUCUCCUGGGGUGAUGCAGCCAGCCCGACGGAGAAAUGCCUCCGUCAGCUUGACCUUCAACAACAGCGUUUCAGCCACACAUAUGGCAUCGCCAUCGUGUAAAGUCCAGCUAUACUAUGGCUCGACUUCUCACUUUGCGCUCAUGCACGAAAUCUAUAGGGGCUUGAUUUCCGGCAACCAAACUGCGGAGACGGAGGAGCUACAAGGCGAGGUCGAAGAAGCCGGAGCUGGCUUGGACAUGUUUAGCUUCCGUCGGAUUUUCUUCGGAACCCAGGCUGAGUCGCAUGAUUCGAACAAGGCCCUAAAUGGACCCGAUGCGAAUGUGCUAUUUCUGCCCUACGACUUAGCCAAAAUUUUUCUUGAACGCUUUUUGGCAACUCUGUAUCACCUCGUGCCGUUUUGGCCUAAGGAAGCCUUCUAUCAACAGCUCGAUCAGUUGUAUCGUCUAACACCAGAUUCGCGCUCAGAUAAAUGGGCGCGAUCACUACUGUUGCUGGGGCUAGCCACCGGUUCGCUAGGAACACAACACCACAGCUGGGGAGAUAUACUAUACGAGCGCGUAAAGGCGUCUAUUUCUUCUCUUGACGAUGUAGUCAACCUCCAGACUCACGCCCAUUUCCAGAACGAGCAAGGAAGGCCUAACUCCGCAUUUCUCCUAAUGGGCGCGGCUGCCCGAAAGGCCAUCUCUGCCGGUCUGCACAAAGAAGCUCCCGCCGAGAGUAACGAUGCUGCUGAUAGUGUUGAGGAACGACGAUGUACAUUCUGGUCAUUCUGGACAUGUUUUCAUCUUGGACGACCGAGGUCCCUAUCCGCAAAGGACAUUGGAAUCGCACUACCAAAGGACCCAUUCUUGCAGGUGCUCGUCCAUCUAUCAAAAAUCUUCUCCCGAUCAGCCGAUGAGAUGUAUGGCCGACGGCAUGAAUCAUUACUGCAAAUGUGGAAGAUUGCUAAAUCAAUAUCCGAUGACAUGCGAUGUUACGACUCGAAAAUGCAACAUGCACUAGGGUUUGGGCUUGAUAAACCGGUUCAGCAGGGGAGUUUGGGCGUACGACAGACUAUCCUAAUAACUCUCUAUUAUCAUACCAUUCUAUUGACAUUUCAGCCAUUUUUGAUCUUUCGAGGUCGGUGGCAGCACGAUAUGAAGAUGUCCUCGCAACGGCCAGGGCACAGCACGGCAAAGGGACCAACAGAAAUCCCCACAUGGCUCAAUGAAGCCUGUAACCAGGCCCUUAGUGCCGCUUGCAGGACCAUCCAUCAUUUAUAUGAGGCUUCCAUAUAUAACGAACUGGUUCGGGAACUUCGCUAUCACGGAUACUUUCUGGGCAGCUCUAGCUUCGCUCUAAUUUAUGAUCUGAUGCAUGGAGAAAAUUUGGCAUCAACUCACCUUCCUUGGAUACAUGCCGCCUUGCAAGGACUUUCAUCGAUGCGAUAUGGCGAACCAAUCUCCAGCUCCAUGUCUGCCAUUCAAACCGUCCUGAGAAAACUUAACCCAUCGUAUGAAUGGUCGCCAGAUACAAUGCUGAAAGGGGAUUCCUAUAACAUCGACCAAAAUGCUAGUGCUGUGCGACGGUACCCCAGUAACGUCUCGCACCAGCCCCAAGGUCCCAUUCCUGACCCUCUUCAAUCGGACCUGGCUGCGGGAGGCCUUUCAAUGCUAUCUGACUUUCAAGGAAACUCCUUGCAGGAUGGCCUACGCAUGCCAAGCGGUAGCUUGGGUAGUGGAGAAGACCUGCUUGAUUUCACUCAGUCGGACAUGGGGUGGGACUUUGAUUUCUCAACAAUGGACCUUGAGGCCUUUUUUUCUAUCAACCCAACUUUGGACCCUCCGCUGUUCUAG